CCUCUGCGGAGCAGUUCAUAUCACUCGAUCGACGAUCACAGAGAGGAGAAUCUCUCCCUCAGACUCGCACGUGAUUGUGAAUAAAAUUACAAUUCCCCGAGAGAAUCAAUUUGUCGGUUGGGAAGAAGUGAGCAAAAUCAUCUGUGGGUGCUUGUUAGAAAACAAUUUCAAGUGCUAGGAGGAAGACACAGAAAAGUCGGAACUCUGUGUUGUGAUAAAAGUGAAGUUUUUCCUUGAUUUUUCCGUUAUUUUCCCGGCGUGUUGGGAAUAUUUAUGAAAGUUUUUUUUUAAUUGAAAUGAGUGUAGUGUUGAAGGGAGCAAAAUAUCAAAAUAAACUUGCAAAAUAACUCGCAUAAACAUUUCUACUCAUCAUUCAACAGUUUAGGGGAGCUUUUUUGUGUUAAAGCAAAGUUUAGUAAAAAUUUCAAUUUUCAUAUACAGAAAUGUUUUUCCGACGGAAAGUUGCUAUUUCACUACCUGAAGCUGGAAGCAGGGAACCAUCUGUGCAGCCAAUUCCCUCAGUAGACUUAAACAUGAGUGGGCAGCAGCGAGAAGAGGCGCAGAAAGUCAAUCUCUUCAAUGAGAAUGAAACCAACAAUGAUAGUGGAUACGACGAUGAUCCAAAGAUAUGGAAACACGUAGUGCGACAUUGGCCAGUGAUAUCGCAACCAUUGACCCUCCUUGUCCUAUUUCUCCUCAUGUGGGGUGUGGGAUAUUCUAUUCUACCGCAGUAUACAGCUCCUGAAAGCCCCUUUAUGAGGUUGGUCUUCCUUUUCAUCGGUGGUCAGACAUGUGGCAUCAUUGUGAGCCUCAUAGGACUUCCGGACAUGCUGGGCAUGAUAGGUUGGGGAGUCCUGUACAGAAAUGUCGGCUGGGGAAACUUUUCUGGUCUUGAAGGCCUCGAAGCAAUUUUGCGGGAACUCGCAUUGGUCAACAUAAUGCUUCUGGCGGGAAUGGGGUUAGACCUUGAUGCUCUGCGGAAGCUUUUUGGUAUGGUAAUGCGGAUAACACUGAUCCCAACAGUGGCAGAGACAACCAUUGUGGCCGUGCUGGCAGUUUAUCUCUUCAACAUGCCCUGGCUGUGGGGAUUUCUCCUGGGGCUUGUGGUCACCGCGGUAUCCCCGAAUGUUGUCAUAAGCAUCCUCCUGCAGCUGAGAGAGCAACGAUUGGGACUCAAUAAAGGGAUCCACACCCUCAUAAUUGCCAUGACAAGCUGCAACGAUGUCAUUUCCAUCUUCUGCUUUGGCGUCGUACUCGGUGUCAUCUUUUCCAAUGGCAAUCUCACUGACCAACUCCUUCAGGGUCCCAUUGGUAUUGUAUUGGGUCUUGUAGCGGGCUUUGGAAUGGGUGUCUUUCUCACCCUUAUGCCAUCAAAUAAAUCCACAUACUCUACUGGCCUGAGAGUAGCCACAAUAGUCAUGGCUGGAAUUCUGGGUGUUGUGGGGAGUAAGGCGAUAUCCUACCCAUCUGCUGGGGCCCUUUCAUGCAUCGUCGUAUCCUUCGUGGCUGGCACGGGAUGGCGAAAGAAGCACGCAAAGGAAGCGGCCGACGUCACGACUUACUUGGACUUAAUGUGGAAAUUCAUGAAGCCAAUCUCUUUCUCCAUGAUCGGCAAAGAAGUGGCGUUCAAUCUCCUCGAAGGCGAUACCGUGCUCUACGGCUUCAUUGUUCUCAUCGUUGGUGUUCUUGUUCGUGUGAUAUUUGCCUAUGCUUCACUAAUGGGUGGUGAACUGAAUUGGAAGGAGAAGGCCUACGUUACCAUAUCAUCAUGCCCUAAGGCAACUGUUCAGGCGGCCCUUGGACCUGUUGCUCUCGAUUUGGCACGCAAAAUGGAAUCUCCGAGCGAAACAGUGGCAUUUGCCAAUCAAGUCCUCAUCGUAUCAGUUCUGGCCAUCACGGCAACGGCGCCCCUAGGAGCACUCCUCAUGACCAAAUUGGCACCGUCAUGGCUAAAGCGUAGCCCCCCGGUCUCCCAUCUGGCCACAAUGGACACAAAUGGAGCAACAACCGACCGUUUCUAGCCGCCCCAUACAAAUGGAUUUCGUCCAUCAAACGGACUUAGUCUUUCAUUUGUGAUUAUUCAUUGCUCUUUUAGACUGCUUCUCUGUGCUGUAUACUCCCCAACACUGACUUCUCGCAAGUCACCCCCCGCAUACAUAUAGUAGAAUCAUCCCCCGCCCACAAAAUCACCCCCCUUCCAGGUCAUCCAGAUAGACUUUUCCUUCAUUUCAACACACCAAGGGUGGGCUGGGUGAGAGUCAUCCAUUUUAUACCUCAUUUCAUCGACUAUGGGUGCUUAUCGACACAUCAAAUUUCCACAACACGUAAAUUGGAAGUGGAAAAUGUUUUCAUUCCACCAUAGAAAAAAAAAUAUAUUAUACCUACAUAGAAAAAAAAGAACUUACGUAGUCGAGAAAGUUUGCAAUGUAACCAUUUUAUAAAUCUUACUUACCUAGUUUUGUACUUAUACAAAUGUAAUAUAAUGUUCAAAUUUGUGACUUAAUUUUAAGGAAAUAAAUGUUCUCGUGGCAAUUUUACAAGAAGUGGUGCAAAUUC
Messenger RNA from Lutzomyia longipalpis, 2556 nucleotides. RefSeq names its product putative SLC9B1-like protein SLC9B1P1 (gene Nha2). The coding region runs from base 444 to 2021 and encodes 525 amino acids. Gene Ontology annotation, cellular component: membrane. Gene Ontology annotation, biological process: proton transmembrane transport. The record is from RefSeq and is a predicted model, not a curated record. Gene Ontology annotation, molecular function: antiporter activity. NCBI's taxonomy places the organism in Eukaryota, Metazoa, Arthropoda, Insecta, Diptera, Psychodidae. The transcript is spliced from 9 exons.